AUAAAGCUAAUAAAUAAAAAAGUUAUAAACCCUAAAAAACCCGCCUCCAAACAAAUUCCUCCAAAGAGAGGGAGAGUUGAAUUAGGGUUUAUACAUAGUAUUUGUUUGUUGGCGGCAAUAGUAGCAGGUUCCAUCAUAAAUAAAAAUCAAUUAAUGGGGAAAUCAAAGAGCUCAAGGAAAGGAAAGAAAGCAUGGAGAACAAAUAUCAGUACAGAAGAUAUUGAUGAUUUUUAUGAGAAAUCCACUAAAGAUGCUCUUUCCGGUGGUUCUCUCACCGCAGUUCCUAGCGAUUCCUUGUUUUUCGUCGACAAAUCCAGAGAUCUUUCUGUGAAGCGGAAAAUUGACAAACACAGAGAGAAAGUACUCCGUGUUGAUAGUAUAUUACAAAAGAAUACUUUUGUAAAACCUAUACCAUCAUCAACUCAGAAAAAAAUAAAGAAAACACUCAAAAAGGUUCAGAGCUUACAAGAAACUUCUUCUCAGAAAGAUGGUACCAAUGAUACCGGCAUGGUUGAUAUAUGGGAUGUGGAGCACGUUGGUAUUAAAAGAAAGGUCUCUAAUAAGGCUAUCGUCAUUCCUGCUGUGGAGGUAGAGCCACCAGGUUGCUCAUACAAUCCGCCAUCUGAAAGUCAUCAGGAUUCAUUGGCUCAUGCCGUUGCAGAUGAAAUGCAGAAAGUUUAUACAAUGGAAUUGCGUCCUGCACCUGUUCCUUUAACUGUUAUGGGAGAAGCUAUCGAUGAGGAAGAGAGAUAUUUUCUUGAUGCGGUUAAUGAGAGUGGUGAUGAUGUCGAAGAAGAUGAUGCCAAUGAAAAUGUUGAUGUAGAUCUUGAAAAGAGGCCCUAUAAAACGAAGAGAGUAACACGAGUAAAGCUGAAUAGGAGAGCCAGAAACAAAGAAAAACUGAAGUUGGAAGCAGAAAUAAAGAAGACGAAGGAGCUUGCUAAAGACCUUGAUAGCUUGCCCAAAAUAAUUGAUGAAAUUGCCAAGGAAGAUGAAGAAAAAAGCAAGAGACAUCUUCGUCGUGUUGUUGCCAAACAAGAAAGACUAAAGUCGUGUCCACCACGUCUGGGGAGGCACAAAUUUGCUCCUGCACCUGUUCAAGUAUUGUUAUCUGAAGAAAUUACUGGUUCUUUAAGGAAGCUGAAGGCAUGUUGCACUCUUGCAAGAGACCGAUACAAGAGCCUCGAGAAAAGAGGAAUUAUCGUCCCUACAGCUAAAAGUGGCAGGAAAUAGAAUUACAUCUAAAAACUAGAUGGGUCAGUAGGCAAUUAUGUGAGCAAGAGAGAUGAACUGCUGGUCAAAAUGAUCUUGUAUGACUACUGUUUUGUGUUUCAGUUUAUUUUCUCAAAUCCUCAAAAGUGAUGGAUACUAUUUAUAUUCUUGAAAUUCACAAGAAUUCAGUUUUGUAAUUGUUUUCCUUGUUUCUGUUCCAAUACAUCAGAUGUAUUGGUAAUUUUAUUGAAGUAUGUUUGUAAUUUUGUAUUGUAUUCUGCAUGGUCAAACAUUACCUUUUGUUCA
Erigeron canadensis is the source of this 1518-nucleotide messenger RNA. Its product is annotated as ribosome biogenesis protein NOP53. Gene Ontology annotation, cellular component: nucleolus. The transcript is spliced from 12 exons. Bases 154 to 1233 code for a protein of 359 amino acids. The record is from RefSeq and is a predicted model, not a curated record. Gene Ontology annotation, molecular function: 5S rRNA binding. Gene Ontology annotation, biological process: rRNA processing; ribosomal large subunit assembly. Lineage: Eukaryota; Viridiplantae; Streptophyta; Magnoliopsida; Asterales; Asteraceae.